AUGGGAAUGAACAAAUGGCACAUCGAAAGAAGAUCUAGCUUUGAAGCUGAGUAUCCUUUGGCAAGAGAGUCUUCAAAUGUAUCUGAAACUGGCUCACUCUCCUUUGUUGUGCUUGGUGCUUCUGGUGAUCUGACUAAGAAGAAAACGUUUCCGGCACUUUUCCACCUGUAUCGGGCUGAGCUAGAAGCUGGAGAAGAGAGGUAUGAUGUGAUAGUUGGGGACUAUGGAGGCCUUUGUUAUAAACUUUACACAAAAUCCUUCUAUCAGUUCACUGUCAAACCAAGACUGAAGGAGGGUGGACCUGCUAGAAUAUUCAGCCACAAUGAGGUCUUUUCAUUGAUCUACAAUACAUUGAGACAGGUUUUUAAGUAUGUCCCAUCCUAUGCUGAUAUCUGGCGAUGGGUCAUGGCUUCAGAUUUUCCAUUAGAGCUGAAUGCAGAAGAGAUAUACUUGAGAAUGAGACAAAGGAUUAAGGGGGAAAAUAGAUAUCUGGAUGGCAAAACAUUCUCAUCAGCCUCAACAUUGGGCAAAGUUGUUCGCAAUUCGUUGGACAAUGAACUCAUGUAUACACAGAGGAAGCUGCAAGGUUCAUACAUGGCCAUGGCAAGCACGCUUAAUUAA
Arachis stenosperma is the source of this 621-nucleotide messenger RNA. Its product is annotated as thermospermine synthase ACAULIS5-like. Bases 1 to 621 code for a protein of 206 amino acids. The transcript has 6 exons. Gene Ontology annotation, molecular function: thermospermine synthase activity; NADP binding; oxidoreductase activity, acting on CH-OH group of donors. NCBI's taxonomy places the organism in Eukaryota, Viridiplantae, Streptophyta, Magnoliopsida, Fabales, Fabaceae. Gene Ontology annotation, biological process: polyamine biosynthetic process; glucose metabolic process. The record is from RefSeq and is a predicted model, not a curated record.